This is a messenger RNA of Haemonchus placei, 7425 nucleotides long. The record is from the annotation of a GenBank genome assembly. Lineage: Eukaryota; Metazoa; Nematoda; Chromadorea; Rhabditida; Trichostrongylidae.
CGCCGCCGCUCAUCCAAGUGGAGAACUGACCUUUCGAGUCUGUCUUCGCCGCCGAUUCCACCACCGGAUGCUGGAAAAUGUGUUAUUUCGAAGGCGUCUGGUCGGGAAAUAUGCUAUCCCCGAUACGAGGAUCUCGACACAACCUGCACAGAUGUCACUGGCAGAAGUAGCUCAGGACUUGUGGCUCCACCGGUCAUUCCUCAUGCGACGGUGCGUGCAAUGGCGUUCGUGCCCCCGGACAACUUGCGGCGGCUUAUUGUGCAGUAUUACCGGCAACAAGGAAAGCUCAUGCCAAAGAAUGUUACAUUCUCCCCGAAGUCAUUUCUGUUCGUCAAGUAUCACUGCGAUUUUGGAUACGAAAUGGUUGACGAGAUUGACACACUGUUCUGCCACCAGAAGAGCUGGGUCAACACCUUGCCCAUGUGUCGAGGAAAAGGACAGUGCGCUGUGAAUAAUGGCGGAUGUAGCCAUUCAUGCUUGUCAAUAAACGAUGUGACUGUGGAAUGCAGAUGCCCCCGAGGAAUGACUCUUGAUAGCGAUCAGAAGACUUGCAUCAAACCGAUUCCAAAGACAUUGUGCAGAUCUUUGGCUGGCUGCUCUUGCACGGCGAUCGACCCGAAUCAAUACUCAUGCACAUGCCCGAAAGGAGCCAAAUGCCUAUUACUGAAGGGAGCACCGAAACUGUAUGUUGAACCUCCUGGUCCAUAUGAAGUGCCACCUGGAGGUAACAUCAACAUCACUUGCUCCGCUGUAGCUUACCCAUUUCCGGAUAUUUUUUGGCAAAGGUGGGUAAUGAUGAAAGAUCCAGGGACAGUGAAGAACGAGCAGAUUCUCAUAAUUAAGGAGCUCUUCAAAAAUGCCGAAUUCACUUGUCAUGCAAAUAAUUCAGAAGGAAAAGUCGAUAGAACUAUCAAAAUUAUAAUCACCGGACCUGGUUCGGCACCCGUAUUGCGUGGUGCGCUGUCAGGAAGGACGAAUAUUCAGGUGCGAUGGGAUCCACCCCACGUCAUCAACCGACCAAUUACCAGCUAUACCGUCUACUACACCAACAACGGGAAUCAACCGAUAAAAAAUUGGCAGCGUAUGGAAGUGAAAGAGCCCAAUCACAGUGCAACUAUCGAGAAUCUCAGACCUAAUACACCGUACUUCAUUCGACUGCGGGCGAACGACCAGAUGGGUCCGGGAAGGCUCGGUAACCCGGCUUCAGUCACCACCCUCAAACCAGCUGCUCGACCGCUUGUCUUCAUUGAGCAGGGUGAAGAGCUUCUUGUUGGUCCACUGAAGCCUUUUGAACUUGGAUGUAACAUCACACGAGCGGAUCCAGUGCCGAUCGUGACCUGGCAGCAUAAAGGACGACCGUUAAACAAUGGCGAAAGAACGAUGUUCAUGAAAAUGCAUAUUGGCGGAAUUAUUGAGAAUACGGUAUUCGCAUGUGUAGCAGAAAACGAAGCUGGAAAAAGUACCAAACGGAUCAAUAUCACCGUGACAGGACCUACGGCCCCUGAACGUAUCCGAUACCAAGUGGACGGCGACAAAGUGAACCUGCAGUGGGAACAGCCGAGAAUUAUCAACGCGCCCAUGGCUGGCUACGAUAUCCUCUAUACGGACAACCCAAACCUUCCCGAGGAUCAGUGGCAGAUCGAGCGAAUCGAUGAUCCUCUUGCUCACACCGCGACUAUCACUGGACUCAAGGAACGCACACCGUACACAUUCCGGAUUCGGGGGCGCAAUAAGCUAGGCGAAGGACUCCCGAGUGGUCCCUUCAAUGCGACCACCUGGCUCGGAGCUCGCCCUCCCCAUGUAACGGUGACCCCUCGUGGGAAAAUCGUCAAAGAACCGAGCAACGAACCGUUGACCAUUGAAUGCGAGGCAAUUGGGGUUCCCAAACCGAAGAUUAUCUGGCUGUGGAGUGGUCAACUAGUUGAAGACGGCAAGGAUGAAUUCCGUGUCUACGAUAUUACGCCUAUGGAUGCUCAAGACCGUUCAACAAGCAAGCUCAUUGCCCAAAGCACUACAAGAACUGGCGUUGCUACCUGUCAGGCCGUCAAUGCCGAAGGUUCUGACGAGAAAAGAACAGAAGUGAAGAUUCUUGGGCCAGGUAGUGCUCCUCUAAAUAUCCAACCUACUCCGAUGCACACUGGAUUUGACGUUGCAUGGCAACCUCCUAAAAGGCCAAAUGGACGUAUCAAGAACUACAUCGUCUACUACACCAAAGAUCCAGAUCAACCGUUGUCAGAAUGGAAAUCAGAAACCGUCGGCGGUGACAUCAGGAACCUCACGGUGCGAGUCGAUGACGAGGAUACCCCUUACGUGGUGAAGGUGCAAGCAGCGACAGACGAUGGCCCCGGAAUCAUCUCGGAAGCCUAUGAAGUGACCACUGGCAGGAAGCAAAUUCCUCUCACUGUUCGACUCGAAAUCAGCGAUCCGCAUGUUUCUGAAUCCGAUACUGAGACUGAGGUUGAGCCGGCGCAGCCUAUUCAUUUCAGGUGCGUGGCGGAGGGACGUCCAAUGCCGAGCGUUUCCUACAGUUGGCUUCCCAUGAACUCGACCGAAAGCGGUGAUGAACCCGUACCUAUUCCUAUCCAGCCAGAUCCGGCACAGGAACAUCGCUAUUAUUCGAUUCAGGUCUACUCAACGACAUCAACGAAAAGGACACUUCUUUGUCAAGCGCGAAAUCCUGAUGGCACGGUGGAGGACAAGCAUUUCUUCAUCGUGAACAAACCUGGUAGUCCUCCAAGGGAUGUUAACAGUUACAAUGUCUAUCUUACUGGAGAUCCAUCACAACCUGUGGACCAAUGGCAAAGAUUUGAAGUUACGGAUCCGAACAAUCCGAAGCUCAUUUUCGAACGUGGAGAACUGGAACCGGAAAGCCCCUACUACGUCAGGAUUGCGGCUGUUAAUCCGUUCGGUGAAGGAGUGCAUUCCGAUGCGUCACACUUCACUACAGUCAGUGGAGCUCCGAUUGAUUCCCCAUCGGAUAUUUUGCCUACAGUCUCCGAUGACAAUACUGUCAAUAUCAGCUGGUUUGGACCGAAAGAACCCAAUGGACCGAUUAAGUCAUAUACGAUCUACUUCGCUCCCGAUGACGGCACCGCAGAAGACGACGACUAUAAGAAUUGGCCUCGUAUUGAGGUUCCAACAAGCGAUGAUCACGGUAAUGUCAUCAUUGACAAGGACCAAUACGACAUCAAGCCUAACACUCCUUACAAGGUCCGAAUUUCGGCCACAAAUGAUCAGUCUGAAGGCCCAGCGUCGGAGCCGAUACAUUUCGAAACUGGAAGUGGAGAAAUGCCACCUACCAUCACCCUGGAUCCACCAAAAAAUAUCGUUUCUGUGGAGCCAGAAGGGUCGGUCAACAUUAUUUGUACUGCCACCGGACUACCACAACCGAUUGUCUAUUGGGUACUGGAGAAUGGUGAAAAAAUUGAAGGAAGGGCAUUGCAACUUACCAAUCUCAUCAAGGACACUACAGCUACAUGUCGUGCAGAGAACAGAGCUGGAAUGACGCAAGAAGUCGUGCAAGUCCAAGUUUCUGGUCCUGGUACUCCUCCAAAUGAGAUCGUAUUGCUUCCCAUGCCGAACCAAGUGAUCAAUGUGGAAUGGACAACACCGGAUGAAGUGAAUGGCCGCAUUACAAAUUACAUCGUACACUAUGGAGAAGUACCCGAAGGUUCGGAAUGGAAACAAGCGACAGUUGACGCUAUAGACGUUAACCAUCAAUUGCCAAACCUGGAUCCGAAGAAGAAUUAUGCUGUUCGAGUUCAAGCUGUAAGCGAUCGUGGUCCAGGAGUCAUUUCAGCUCCUCAGAUGAUCCGCACGCUUCCUCUUGCUCCCGCUAAGAUUGUCAAUCCGGAAGUUACUGUCUUCAACAACAACUCGAUAGUCAUAGAUUUCGUUCCCCCAGCAGAUCCUGACUCACCGAACAAACAGAUUAAGGACUUCGUGAUACAAUACACUUCCGAAGACCCACCUACUGAUGAGACCGAAUGGAAGGAACUCCGCUUCACUGAUCCAGAUGUUACUGACAAUUACACUGUGGUACCUAUCGAUGGCGAGAACUUCAAUCCGGAUACAAAGUAUCACAUGCGAAUUAUUCCUCGUGGCGAAAUCGACGGGCCUAGCAGUGAUCUGACCACCUUCACAACUGGAGAUGGCGUCAUCACACCUUCACAGCCAGAAUUCAACGUUGAUGCGCCUGACAAUGUGAUUCGAGUCCCAGCUGGAACGGACUAUGUAGUGACUUGCACUUCUACCGGAUUCCCUCCACCAGAGAUUCGCUGGGUGGACAGCGAAGGAAAUCAACUCUCCGAUGGUCCACAAUUGAAGCUUAUUGAUGUGAGAAGGACCGUAAAAGCGAAAUGUCUAGCAGAAAACCGAGGCGGGCUAAAGGAAACCGAUUUCACUGUGUUUGUAGCAGGACCAGGAUCUGCACCAGAAAAUGUUCAACUCCAUGCUGACAAGCCGGUUACGAUAUCAGUGCAGUGGGACCCUCCCCUUAUUCCGAAUGGCAACAUCACCAAAUAUAUUAUCUACUACACACCUCUGGAUGAUCAAGAUCCUGCCCACCAAAUUGGUCAGGUGCAAUCGAGACCGAUCAACGAAUGGGUGACUUAUCACGAUACACCGGAUACUAAUGGCACAAGAAAAGCUGAAUUGAAAGAUUUCGUUGAGACUGAUACGGCUUACGCUGUUGUGGUACAGGCAAUCAACGACGAUGGACCGGGCCCCUAUUCGAAUCAGUACACGAUCAGGACUAUGUCACGUGCUCGGGAAGGGCCUCCAAUAGACUUGAGAGUAGACCCAGAUGGUCAGCGAUCAGCAAUAAUCGAAUGGAAGGAACCGGUCACAACAGAUGUGAAGCCACUCGGCUACGAGAUCUACUAUGUACCUGGCGAUAAGAGUGUUGAUGCCGAUGACCUGGUUCUAAGCGACUGGUGGGUUAUAGUGAUCGAUGAUCCGAGCAAACUUUCGCACAAGAUCCAGAACUUACUCCAGCCGGAUACCGACUAUGUCUUCAAAAUCCGGGCGAUCUACCCCGACGGUCCUAGUGUGUUCUCUGAACCGUGUAUUAUGAAGACUCUCCCAGACGGCAAUGCUCCGUACAUACAAAUUUCGACUGGGGAGAACGGUGUUGAAGGAAGUUCGAAUAUCGAUGUUUUGCCUGGAUCUCAAAUUACCGUCUCCUGUAAUGCUACUGGGCUUCCACUGCCUUCAGUCAAAUGGAUUCGGGGUGGUACAUAUGAGAUUGAUCCAAGCACGGUUGAUACCGCGGUCUCACAUGCGCAGUUCUCGUUGCAAGUGGCUAAUAUCACUGAAGAUACGACUUUCAAUUGCGUAGCACAGAAUCCUCUCGGACACGCGAAUUGGACUAUCAACGUUAACUUAUUGCCAGGACUUGAACCGGAAUGGAAGGAUGACUUCGUCGUUUCAAAGACUGAGAAUGGUGAAGUUGUUCUUGCUUUCAGUGAUAAUCUACCCGACUAUCUCAAACCACCGAGUGACUGGGUAAUACGAUACACUGAUGACCCCGAUUUACCAAAGGAUGAAUGGAAGACUAUUCCAUCUGACUCUGGACCACUGACAAGGAUCGCAGUUCCUGAUAUGGAACCGGGAACGUACUACUAUCUCGUUGUUGAUUCCCCUGACAAAGGAAUUCAAACACCAACGCUACUUGUGAUGACUCCAAAGCCGCCCAGCGAGAUCCGAGUCGGUACAAACAUCAAUGAUGAAGCAGUUGUGGAUUUCAAGGACGCUAUUACGUCGCAACCUAUAAGAAAAUACUCCAUCAAAGUUUGGAAAGUGGACGAUCCAAGCAACAUCAAACACUAUGAGACAAGUCCUGAUGUAUCAAGUGGUGUUGUUCUUGACGGCUUGGAGCGGGAUACAGAAUACGCAGUGCAGGUAGCUGCCGAGUUCUACGAAGGAGACAGCCUAGCAAGCGAACCUGUGACAGUGCGUAUUCCACCUGGUGGAGUUGCAUGCGACUGCGCACAUGCCUGUACAUUCGAGGAGCAGGAAGAUGGAACGGUUACUUCAAAAUGUUACUGUCAUAGUGGCUUCGUGCUAGGUAGUGAUCAAAAAUCAUGUGAGCCUUCUAGUGAUGCUCCAACGGCAUACACAAUUGUUAGAGUGACGCCGCCCGCGUUCACUACAGAGGUACAGCCAGAAGAAAUAUCGUCAACUGGUAUAAGCGCGUCGCCACUGCCAACGGGAGUGGAUGGCAAAACCUUGGAAGUUGAGGAAAUUAGGUCGACGAUAAGGCCUACGGACUCGAGUGGACGCGAACUUCCACUAGUCGUCGGUCCCGACGGCGUGCCUCUCAGCGUGAAUGCUGAUGGGGAGCUAGUUGACAACAAUAAGAGCCCUAUCAUCAUUGAAGACGGGGAACCUCGAGACCCAUUCGGCAAUGCUCUUCCGCGGAAUAAGGAUGGAGCGUGGAUAUAUCCCCUCAUUGACAAAAGCGGCAAACCACUCCCUGUCGAUGAAAACAACAUGCCAAAAAUCAGUGUCGUAAUGGGUGAUGGUACCGAGGUCCAGAUGGAUGAGGAUGGGAAUUUUGUUGGGGCAGAUGGUCGCGUGAUUCCAACUGAUGUCAUUGGGAGACCACUCGACGAACACGGAGAGCCAUAUGAAAUUAAUGAAGAAGGACAGUUUGUAAUUGAAUCCAUUGAAACUGAACCUGUUAUAGAGGGUGAAGACAUGCCAAGUGUCCCACUACUUACAGUCGAUGGAGAGCCUCUGACUCUCGAUGAUAGUGGACAUUUUGUAGACUCAACGGGUGCAAUUAUUCCAACUAAUGAGGAAGGGAUACCAGUGGAUGAAAAUGGAAACCCUCUUCCCAAGAAUAAGUAUGGAGAGUAUGUUCUGACGACGAGGAAGGAAAUGGGAACGAUUUCAUAUCCCACCGAUGAGAGUGGAAAUAUAAUGUAUCCCAUAAAGAAACCAGAUGGGUCACUACUCCCAACAGAUUCUACCGGAAACUACAUUACUGAAGAUGGAGUAGUCGUAGAAAGAAAUGAGGAAGGGAGACCCGUGGGACCUGAUGGCGAAGUUCUGCCGACAGACGAUGCAGGUAACUACAUAUAUCCUGCUUUCGGACCUGACGGAAUUCCGCUUCCAACUGAUGAGCACAAACGACCGAUCCAUCCAGUUUUUGGACCUGACGGCUCUCCUCUACCGACUGAUGACUCCGGUCAUCCUCUUGCAAAAGACGGCAGGCCUAUUCCAACCGAUCGCAGCGGAGUUCCUUUGGGCAAGGGUGGAAAACCACUGCCAACUGAUAGCAGUGGACAUUACGUUACUGUGCCACGAGAAGAAGCUGCCAGCAAAGAAAUGCCAACAGAUGAAAGCGGAAAUGUCAUUUACCCAGUGACGAAGCCUGAUGGAUCACCUCUACCCACUGACGCUUCUGGAAACUUCGUCACU